AUGACCAGCAGCCCAGCUCCAGCAGCCAGACCCCAGAACCAGCAGCCCAGUUCCAGCAGCCAGACCCCAGAACCAGCAGCCCAGUUCCAGCAGCCAGACCCCAGAACCAGCAGCCCAGUUCCAGCAGCCAGACCCCAGGACCAGCAGCCCAGAUCCAGCAGCCAGACCCCAACAGCCAGACCCCAGGACCAGCAGCCCAGCUCCAGCAGCCAGACCCCAGAACCAGAAGCCAUACUCCAGCAGCCAGAACCCAGGACCAGCAGCCAUACUCCAGCAGCCAGACCCCAGGACCAGCAGCCAGACCCCAUGACCAGCAGCCCAACUCCAACAGCCAGAAGCCAGGACCAGCAGCCCAGUUCCAGCAGCCAGACUCCAGGACCAGCAGCCCAGCUCCAGCAGCCAGACCCCAACAGCCAGAUCCCAGGACCAGCAGCCCAGCUCCAGCAGCCAGACCCCAGGACCAGCAGCCAGAACCCAGGACAUGCAGCCAUACUCCAGAAGCCAGACCCCAGGACCAGCAGCCCAGUUCCAGCAGCCAGACCCCAGGACCAGCAGCCCAGCUCCAGCAGCUAG
Molecule: messenger RNA, 573 nt
Organism: Rana temporaria (common frog)
Lineage: Eukaryota; Metazoa; Chordata; Amphibia; Anura; Ranidae
Product: extensin-like
Exons: 1
Coding region: 1-573 (190 amino acids)
Source: RefSeq, a predicted model, not a curated record